GUACUGCUGCACACAAAUAGUGUUUUCGUCCAGGAGGACUCUUGAAUUGCAUAGUUAUAUCGGGCAUAUUCUAAUUUACAGUGAUAGAACAUAUUGAAAUAAUGGUUUCAACACCUUCAACAGUUACUUUAGUUCUACUAUCUUUGGUAUUUUCAGACGUCAGUUCAAUUGGUGUAUAUGAAUGUGUCGAAAUUGACGAUCCUCUAGGUGUCAAGUACAGAGGAACACAGUCACAAACACGGAGUGGAAUUGAAUGUCAGAGAUGGACGGACAAUUCACCUCAUCGGCGCAAUUAUUGGCCACCGAAUCCAGAGACGCAUGAGAAUUAUUGCAGAAAUCCGGACGGUGAAAGUGAGGUUUGGUGUUAUACAACAGAUGUGAACGUUAGAUGGGAGUACUGCGAUGUUCCAAAAUGCCCAGUAAUACCGGAUCCCGCUUCAAGAGAAUGUUAUCUUUGCAACGGAUACGAUUACGUUGGCGAUUUGGUUGAAACAGCUUCUGGAAAAACAUGUCAGAGAUGGGAUUCAUCAACUCCACAUCAGCACAAUAACCAUCCAAGUCAAAAGCCAGAUAGAAAUUUGGUUGACAACUUUUGCCGAAAUCCUGAUGGAGACACGAAACCUUGGUGCUACACUACCGAUCAAAAUAUUAGAUGGGAGAAUUGUGCCGUAGAGAGAUGUACAAACGCUGAUGGGUCAGUUUUGAUUCCUCCUCUAAGAGUCACAUCCGAGUGUAUAGUUGGUGCAGGAGGAAACUAUCGAGGUACAAAACAAGUUACAAGAUCAGGUAAAACAUGCGCUCAAUGGACGAGUCAGUUUCCACACAAGCAUAAGAAUACUCCCGAAAAUUAUCCGUGCAGCGGUCUGGAUCACAACUAUUGUCGAAACCCUACUGCAAGUUUUGAAGAAGGUCCUUGGUGUUAUACAACCGAUCCCAACACUAGAUGGGAGCUUUGUGAGUUACCAGAGUGUGGACCCGAUGGCCGGCCUCUUCGUUCUACUGCUACACCAGCCGAGAGUACCCCAGCUACAACACUAGAACCUGGGUCGUGUGGAAAGCAGGCAAUUCAACCAACCUAUUUUACUCAAGGAUUCGCUAUUGAAGGAGGCCGCCUCAUCGAAUCAAGAAGAAGAAAGAGGGAGAUCGAUCAACAAGAAAGAAUCUUGGGAGGCGAUAUUGCAUUACAUGGUAGCUGGCCAUGGUCUGUCAGCAUGCGUAAGUAUACUGACUUUCAUUUCUGUGGAGGAACCUUGAUAAAACCUGGUUGGGUUGUGACAGCUGCACAUUGCUUGGAUGACGAAUUACCACCAGAUCGUUACGCCGUUAAAGCCGGGCUCAACAAAGGUACAGAAGUCGAGAUGCAAAAGAGGAAUGUUCGCCGAUACAUUUUACAUGGAUCCUACUCUAGAGGCAAACAUGACAUUGCCUUGGUGCAGCUAGAAACACCGUUCAUUAUCACAAAACACGUGCGUGUUGCCUGCCUGCCUGAACCGGACUAUGAAGUUCCCGGUGGUAGUUUUUGCGUCGUGACUGGUUGGGGUAGAACUUAUGAUGAUAAGCCCCGAGGGGAUUUGAAGCAAGCAGUGUUGCCAGUACAUAGCUACGAAGACUGCAAUUCCUAUUUAUCCUCUCACUACAUGGGGGAUAAGACUCAAAUGUGUGCCGGGUGGAAAGGAGAGGGCGUGGAUACAUGUAAAGGCGACAGUGGUGGACCAUUAGUCUGUUUGAAUAACGGUCGCUGGACUCUACAGGGAGUGACAUCAUGGGGACCUAGUGGCUGCCAGGACAAGCAAGGAAACUAUGGAUCGUAUAGUCGUGUCAGCAAAUACAUGGGAUGGAUCAAAGAAGAGAUGGCAAAGUACAGUUAAUACUGUCAACUAGGAUUUGCCUCUUCGAGGAGCAGUUACAUGUUUUUGUGCCUCAAUUAUUUGAAUAUAUAUAACCAAGUGCAUAUGUGGGCGCUUCA
Molecule: messenger RNA, 1966 nt
Organism: Styela clava
Lineage: Eukaryota; Metazoa; Chordata; Ascidiacea; Stolidobranchia; Styelidae
Source: RefSeq, a predicted model, not a curated record